Papaver somniferum (opium poppy) is the source of this 964-nucleotide messenger RNA. RefSeq names its product probable 60S ribosomal protein L14. Gene Ontology annotation, molecular function: structural constituent of ribosome; RNA binding. The record is from RefSeq and is a predicted model, not a curated record. NCBI's taxonomy places the organism in Eukaryota, Viridiplantae, Streptophyta, Magnoliopsida, Ranunculales, Papaveraceae. Gene Ontology annotation, biological process: translation; ribosomal large subunit biogenesis. Gene Ontology annotation, cellular component: cytosolic large ribosomal subunit; ribosome. The transcript is spliced from 5 exons. The coding region runs from base 131 to 604 and encodes 157 amino acids.
CCCUAACAUAGGCUCGCUCGUGCGGCCCGAACGUCAACUUCUUUUUAAAAUCAAAAGGCGAGAGAACAAAACCCUAGUGGCCCAAACAAACUAAAGAUCUUCCUCCGUUCCCAACACCAGAAAUCUCAAAAUGCCUUUCAAGCGUUAUGUUGAGAUUGGGAGAGUUGCUUUCGUAAACUACGGAAAAGAUUAUGGUAAACUUGUAGUGAUUGUUGAUGUUAUCGACCAAAACAGGGCUCUUGUUGAUGCUCCUGAUAUGGUGAGAAGCCAAAUGAGCUUCAAGAGGCUCUCCUUAACAGACAUCAAGGUUGACAUUGGCAGAACCCCUAAGAAGAAGGUUUUGAUCAAAGCCAUGGAGGCUGCAGAUGUUGAGGAGAAAUGGGUAAGCAGCUCUUGGGGUAGAAAGUUGAUUGUUCAGAAGACAAGAGCCUCCUUGAACGACUUUGACAGGUUCAAGAUCAUGUUGGCGAAGAUCAAGUGGGGUGCAAAAGUUCAUCGCGGGAUCCCACUGGUUGAGCUCAAGGAAGCUAGGUGGAAGACAACUAUGAAGCUGAUGCAGCUGCACCACAAGGACUGUACGGGGAUCUGUAAAAGAAUUAGCUAGUUGAAUUUUUACUUACUCUUUAGUCUCCUUAUGGUACCACCAUUUUAAAGAUCUAGUAAUUACAGUUGUUUAUAAUAAUCUAUAUAUCUACUUGUAUUAGAGAUUCUGUUAUGUAAUUUUAGCCAACAUCUGUCUUCCACUCUUUGCUUUCUGGCAAAUAUCUUCUUUUCUUUAGCUUGCAAAAUUACAUUAAACCGCCGAUAUCAUAGGAGUGCCUAUAUUUUCGGUUGCGAGGAAUUACAAGCGUCUCGACGCACAACCAGAACUUGGUGUGGUUGAAGAGUAUCAGACCAUGAUAUUUAAAACACAGAUUUGGGCUGGACCAAAAUAUCUUUCUUCUCUUCUUCACAGAAGCGACAU